Messenger RNA from Ectocarpus sp. CCAP 1310/34, 1366 nucleotides. Lineage: Eukaryota; Phaeophyceae; Ectocarpales; Ectocarpaceae. The record is from the annotation of a GenBank genome assembly.
AUGAGACGCCGAAAAGCUCCGGUUCGGGAAAAGAAGACGUACGACACAAGCGUGAGAGCGUUCUCCCCAGACGGUUCCAUUUAUCAGGUGGAGUACGCCGCCCAAGCCGCGGACAAGGGGGGCCUGACGAUCGGCGUGCAGACGGACAAGGGCCUGGUGCUCGCGGCGCACGGGCGGCGGCGCUCGCCGCUCCUCAAGGCCUCCUCGGUGUCCAAGAUUGCCGACGUGGACGACGGGCGCAUGUGCUGCGCCAUGUCCGGGCUGCUCCCGGACGGCCGCUUGCUGCUCGACUACGCGCGCACGUGGGUCCAAGAACACCGCUUCGAGUUUGACGAGGCUCCUAGCGUGGAGGCGGUGGCGUCCCAGCUCAGCCGUCUGGCGCUCAAGUUCAACGGCUACGACAAGGACGGGAAGGCCGGUAACGGCGGGCGGGAGGAAGAGGACGGCGGCGGUCCGGCCAUGUCUCGGCCGGUGGGCGUGGCCCUCCUCAUGGCGGGAGUAGAUCGCGGUGAUCGGCCGGUGCUGUACCACUUGGAUCCUUCCGGAGCCUACGUGCAGUGGAGGGCGAGGGCCAUCGGCGACAAGGGUGCCGCCGCGGAAGCAAAGCUGGAGGGGGUUGGCCCCUUCGAGGGCAUGAGCGUGCGGCGCGCGAUGGCCGCUGUGCUCGGGGUGCUCCGGGAGGUGCUGGGCGACGAUGAGUUUUCCACGGACCGGCUGGAAAUGGUGUGCGUGGACAUGAUGGGCGGUGGGCGUGGCAGCGGGGACGGGGGAGGGGGAGAGACAGGAGUAUGUUCAUCAGGCGCGGAGCACGCCACGACAAGCGCCAGCGAUCACGAUAACGUUGGUGGUGCUGGUGAUGGUGCUAUUUCUGGGCCUCGUUUCGCUGGCGAGGGGUCGUCGGUUGGUGCUGCACCGCCUUCGUUGUCGGGAGGGGGGAUUAGCGACGGGAUCGCGAGCGGUGCUCGCAGUUUGAUCGGUCGAGAUAGCGGGAGUAGUGGUGUUGGCGGCGUGCUAGAGGGGGGUGUUGAGGUUGGGCAGGAGGAUGGGUCGUCGGCAGCAUCUGGCGUUGGUCGUUCCUCCGCCGCUGCCUCUGUUGUGCCGCGCUACGGGUAUUUUCGACGAGUGCCCAAAAGCGAGAUGGACGAGCUGCUUGCCGGAAGCACCAGAGGUGACGGCGAAGAGCCGCCAACAGCAGCGAAUGGUUAAAAGAUUUGAUAAAUUCGGAAUGAUGCUGAGGCGUUAUGGUGUUGUAUCUACCUAGCUGUUGGGUGUUGUUGAAUAGUGACGUGGUGCGAAAGGUGUACUAUAGAAGCGUGAUUUCACAUUAGUAAUGUGUCGUGUCCCACCUGAACAUUUCACAUUUAAC